CCCCCAACUCCAACUACUACUACUACCACUUUAUAGUUUAUUUAGCCUCAUCAAAUAUUUCUUGACUCAUCAUCCAAUAUAAUAGCAACCACACAAGAAGACAACAACUUUAAUCUUCUUCUCUUCUUUCUUUCUUCUUCUUCAUCUUACUUUUCAAUUUCUGAAUUUCACCAUCAUCCAGAUCUUCAAACCUAAGAAAAAUUCAACAAAUGAAAAUGUCAAUUCAAUUUUCCUACAUUCAGAACUCACAAGUUUAAUUAGAUUACAGAAGGAAAAAGAAAAAGAGGAGAGGAGAGAGAAAAAUUGGUCAGAUGAGGUGCAAGAAACACUUAUCGGAUUACAGUAGUAGCGUCGGUGUUUGCGCUUCUUGUCUUCGUGAACGACUAUUUUUCUUAGUCGAAGCUCAAUCUCAACUGAAAUCGAAUUAUUCCGAUUAUCCUAACCCUAAUUGUAACAAUCGUAAUAAUAAUAAUAGUACGAAUUCUCUCUCCUCAAAUCGUCAACAACAACAACCGCAACCUCCGCCGUUGAUCUUCCCGAGGUCAGUUUCGCCGUACAUUUCUCGCCGGAAAUCCGAUCAAACAGUUGCCGGAAACAGCAAGCCAGUGAUCCAACGAUUCUACAGCACACCACAAGUAGGUCCAACGAAGAAGAAGAACGCCGGAAAAUUCAACCUAAUUACGCGACUUUUCCGAUCUAAAUCGAGCGUAGUGAGUUCGUCCUCGAAUUCAGAGGUCGGAAUCGCUGAAUUAACUCGCCGGAGUAACCGCGGAAUGUCGCCGGAAAACGAGUGGGAAGACGAGGUGACUCGGCCGAGUCCAGGACGAGUUAGGCCGAGUCCGGCAAGAUUGGCGAAUAAUGUGGCGAAUUUGGCGCUUUGUUUGAGUCCGCUAGUUAGAGGUACUCCUGCUAGUCGAUCGCAUUGGGGAAUUGAGUCGAGUUUUUCCGGCGAAAUUAGGGUUCCGGCAAUCGGAAAAAGUAAUAGUGGUAGUUGUAAUGUUAAUAAUCAUAAGAAGAAGCCACACUUGGGUGAUGCGGCGUCGUUUUGUGCGAAUCGAUCAAGGAAGCUUGCUGAUUUUGGAAGGUUAAAUCGGAAUCGUUGACUUUGACCACAACUACUUAAUUGGAUGCAUUAAUGAUGAUGAUGGUGGGUGAUGUUGACAAUUUCAGUAAUUACAAUUCUGCCCCUUGUUAGUGUAAUUGAUUGUUGAUACCAAAAAAUAUUAUUGGAACACAUUUUGCUCUGUACAUUCAAGUUUUAUUUUAUUUACUGCUCUAUAAGUAUAAAAUAGGUUGCUGCCAAAAAAAAAAAAAAAGUAUAAAAUAGGUAGUAUUAUUAUUUGCAA
Beta vulgaris subsp. vulgaris (sugar beet) is the source of this 1346-nucleotide messenger RNA. RefSeq lists its product as hypothetical. Lineage: Eukaryota; Viridiplantae; Streptophyta; Magnoliopsida; Caryophyllales; Amaranthaceae. The transcript has a single exon. The coding region runs from base 312 to 1103 and encodes 263 amino acids. The record is from RefSeq and is a predicted model, not a curated record.